This is a messenger RNA of Ziziphus jujuba (common jujube), 1295 nucleotides long. RefSeq names its product rac-like GTP-binding protein 3. Gene Ontology annotation, molecular function: protein kinase binding; GTPase activity; GTP binding. The record is from RefSeq and is a predicted model, not a curated record. The transcript has 8 exons. Lineage: Eukaryota; Viridiplantae; Streptophyta; Magnoliopsida; Rosales; Rhamnaceae. Gene Ontology annotation, cellular component: cytoplasmic vesicle; plasma membrane; cell projection. Gene Ontology annotation, biological process: cortical cytoskeleton organization; actin filament organization; regulation of actin cytoskeleton organization. The coding region runs from base 333 to 965 and encodes 210 amino acids.
AUAUAUAUUUGUCAAGGAGAGAAAAGAAAAAUUCACAACUACAAACUCAAUUUUUAUUUACCAAAGACCAAGAAAAAAAAAAGAAUUAAAAACAUAGAAAGUAGAAAAAGUUAAAGAAAACCCAGCUAUAGAAAGAGUGAAUGAGUGAGAAUCAUGUGAUCUACCAGUUCCUGUCUCUCUCUCUAAGAAUCAAAAGCUAUAAACUUUAUGUAAAUUCCCCCAACAAUCACCUCUUUUUGGUUGUGGUUGGCUUUUUGGUAUAUGUAAUGUUUUAGGGUCAAGUCUGAGUCUGAGUGUAUUUGUUUUCUUGGUUUUUGGUAUUUGGUUUUUCAAUGGCUUCAAGUGCUUCAAGGUUCAUCAAAUGUGUGACAGUGGGAGAUGGGGCUGUGGGGAAGACUUGCAUGCUUAUUUGCUAUACAAGCAACAAAUUCCCAACUGAUUAUAUACCUACAGUGUUCGAUAACUUCAGUGCAAAUGUAGUGGUUGAAGGCAUGACUGUAAAUUUAGGCCUUUGGGAUACAGCUGGUCAAGAGGAUUACAAUAGAUUAAGACCCUUAAGCUACAGGAGUGCAGAUGUCUUUGUCUUGGCUUUCUCAUUAGUUAGUCGCGCAAGCUAUGAGAACGUAUUGAAAAAGUGGAUCCCUGAACUUCAGCAUUACGCUCCUGGAGUACCUGUAGUUCUUGUUGGAACCAAAUUGGAUCUUCGAGAGGAUAAGCACUACUUGGCUGAUCAUCCAGGAUUGGUGCCUGUGACAACUGCUCAGGGUGAAGAACUGCGGAAACAGAUUGGUGCUGCAUAUUACGUUGAAUGCAGUUCAAAAACUCAGCAGAAUGUGAAGGCAGUUUUCGAUUCUGCAAUCAGGGUGGUUAUCAAACCACCACAGAAGCAAAAAGAAAAGAAGAAAAAACGUCGAGGAUGUCUACUAAAUGUCAUUUGCGGUCGGAAGCUCGUCUGUUUAAAAUGAAAGUACUUCCCUCUGGAUGGUGCUGCCACCUUGAAGCCCUUCAUCAUUGUCAGGCCAUCGGAUUUCCAGUAGUUUGAUUUUGUAUUGACGUAGGCUACAUUGCAUGCAGCACAGGAUCUCUCAUAAUGCGACAUGAACGACGCCAAGUGUUUCCUGUUUUUAUUUUUCUUAUUCCAUUUUGGUUUCUUUAGUUAAUACGAAAAGAUAUUGGAAGAAAACGUAUAGUCAUAAUUCAAAUGCUAACCUUCCUGCUUAUUUUUCAUUGUAAAAUAUUCAAGUUGUAAGGCCUUUGUGUAACAGAGUAAUGCCUUGUUCAUUGAUUGUCAUUCA